CGUCAAAAGGAAAUGAGUCAGUUCAUCAACGAACACCAUGGACACCAGUUCGUACACGGAUUUUUCCAUUGUUUCAGCGAUAUAUAUAACAAAGUACACAGGAAUAUGGCUACCACGAAAUGUGAGUGAAGAACGGCAAAGGAAGAUAUCCAUGUCGUACAUGGCAGUCGGACUUGUGUAUGGGAUAUACGUGAAUGUGGUAGAUAUUUACCACACAUGGGGCGAUGCAACUCACUGUAUGUUCCUGAUACUGAACACGACGUGUAUCUGUAUGUCAACAAUUAAGAUACUGAUCCUAAAUUUUAAUAGAGUUAAAUUAGCAGACGCUUUUUCCUAUGCGCAACGGCACUUCUGGCAUGAUAAUUACAAUUUCGAGGAACGACAGAUCUUUUCCAUAUCUGUAAAAUAUUGCACACGGUUUGUGUUGUUCGCAUUCGCUGUUCAGCCAGUUACUUUGACCGGAUAUGUGAUCACGCCUCUUAUUGAAAACCUUGGACGAAAUAAAUCAGACAGGGUACUUCCAUUCAAGAUGUGGGUCGACUGGCCCAUAUCCGAGACACCGUACUAUGAAUUAAUGUUUACUUUUGAGGUGAUAUGCAUAUUCUUAAUUGGCGUCGCGUACGUGUGCCCCGAAAUGUUUUUAUGCGUCUUUAAUCUGCACGUGAUUGGUCAAUUUCGUAUACUACAAUACAGAAUGUUGAAUUUCUGGAACGUUGAAGGCAAAGAGAUGAACGCAGACACGUACACCGAUCAUUGUUAUGCUGCUCUGAAGAAGUGUAUACAACAUCAUCAGUUACUUAUUGACUUCUGCGUGAGGCUGGAACAAGUGUAUACCAUGACGAUUUUUACGCACAUAGUAGUUUUAAGCCUGUUAAUGAGUUUGGAUUGUUACGAAAUACUUGUGGCAGACACAAAUCCUUCGAUGCGUCUGAUUUUCAUAUUCCACAUAACUGGCAGCGUAAUUCACCUUUGUAUCCUUACGUACACUUGCCACUUUAUGAUGGAAGAAAGCACCAACAUUUCUAGAACGAUAUAUACAGGUUCGUGGAGCACUUUGCUAAUGAACAAAUGUGGCAGAUCGUUACGAUCGGAUAUAAGAUUCAUUAUGAUAAGAUCGUUGAAACCGUGCUGUCUGACUGCUGGUGGAUUUUUUCCCGUGUCUUUGGAGACUUUUACCGCGAUUUUAAGUUCUACAUUUUCCUAUUUUACCCUGAUGAGGGAGUCUCUCACAAGAACCGAGGGCGAAUAUACAUUCAAAAAAAGUAGGAUGCGAAGGAAAUGCGAAGGCGAGGUGAGUUCUUUGAAAGAGACCAUGGAGGAGGAAACAACGAUCAAAGAUCUUUCUAUCCACGCAGUUAGGAUUUUAUUGAAAUUUGCAGCGUCUUGGCUUACGAAUAAUAAUGUCGAAGAACGUAGUAGAAGACUCUGGUUGCUCUUUAUUGUUAUUUCGUAUAUUUUUAGCACAUACGUAAACGUGUCUGAUAUGUAUCACUCCUGGGGUGAUAUAAACCAAUGCGUGUCUGUAAGCAUUAACGCGGGUUGUAUUUUGUUGGCGGUAUGCAAGCUGACGAUGAUAAACUAUCAUAGAAAGGAUUUCGUAGAAAUUAUUUUGUACGCAAAACGAAAUUUCUGGCAUUGCAAUUAUGAUUCGCAGGAACUGGUCUACGUUACUGAGUGUCGUUUUAAGUGUACAUUAUGGAUGAUCUUCGUAUACGUUUUAGUUUUAGGUUGCAUAGUCACCUAUGGAGUAAAGCCGAUUACUCAGUCUAUUGGAACGAAUGAAUCGGAAAGAUUACUUCCGUUCAAUAUGUGGGUCGAUUUGCCUUUCACUGAAACACCUUACUACGAACUAAUGUUUGCUUAUCAGUUGAUGUGUGCGAAUUUAAUUGCCAUUGGAUACAUUUCUACGGACGCUUGCUUGUGCAUGCUGAAUAUGCACACGGUCUGCCAAUUUCGCAUAUUGCAAUACAGAUUGAUAUCACUUUGGGAUUUUGAUAACGAAAAGAUGGAUAUCAUCGAAUACACCCACCAUUGUUACGACGAGCUGAGAAGCUGCGUUCAUCAGCAUCAGUUACUUAUCGAUUACUGUGCUAAGCUUGAAAAUAUAUAUACUAUAAUGAAUGCCGCGCAUCUGUUGGUUUGUAGUAUAUUAUUUAGCUUCGACUGUUACGAGAUACUUUUGGCAGACAUAUCCGUUGUGCAAAUAGUCAGCUCCAUUCUUCAUUUGAUCGGAACGUUCAUACAUGUCGUUAUCUUUACGUACACUUGCGACGGCUUGAUAGAGGAAAGCGAGAAAAUCGUUACGGCUACUUACUAUGGAUUAUGGGCCACUUUGCCAAUGAACAAAGUUGGAAAAUCUUUGCGGAAAAACAUGCAAAUAAUUAUGUUGAGAUCAUUACGACCAUGUUGCCUAACUGCUGCUGGAUUCUUCCCUGUGUCAUUGCAAACUGCUACCACGGUAAGUAGUAUAUUUCAUUUAAUUUUGUCUUACCUAUAUUUCUAUAAAGAAAUUUGACACUUUGAAUAUAAUGUUCGGUACAACAAAUGCAAGAAAAUUGUUCAAGGUCUCAAGUAGAGAAUUUAAAUUCAAUAAUGGAACGAUGGUAUUUUGAAUAAUUGCAAUUAUUGUGUGUCAUCCUAUAUACAACGAUUUUAAAUAUCCUUUCCUUCUGUAUUUUGAAGAAUACCAUUUAAGUUCACGAACGAUAUAAUUAACGAUUGCCAAAGCAGUUUUCUAAAUUACAAGAUUAACAUUUUUUCUUACAGAUAACAAGUACCACACUUUCUUACUUUACUAUGAUAAAGGAAACUACCACAUGAACAAAUAACU
This is a messenger RNA of Osmia lignaria (orchard mason bee), 2830 nucleotides long. NCBI's taxonomy places the organism in Eukaryota, Metazoa, Arthropoda, Insecta, Hymenoptera, Megachilidae. The record is from RefSeq and is a predicted model, not a curated record.